Molecule: messenger RNA, 1332 nt
Organism: Propithecus coquereli (Coquerel's sifaka)
Lineage: Eukaryota; Metazoa; Chordata; Mammalia; Primates; Indriidae
Gene: ALDH9A1
Product: aldehyde dehydrogenase 9 family, member A1
Exons: 8
Coding region: 85-1332 (415 amino acids)
Molecular function (GO): 4-trimethylammoniobutyraldehyde dehydrogenase (NAD+) activity; aminobutyraldehyde dehydrogenase (NAD+) activity
Source: RefSeq, a predicted model, not a curated record
CCCUUCCCGAGGCCCCGCCCCUUCCGCGGCCCCGCCCCUCCCCACGGCCCUUGAACCUCCGCCCGGGAGCCGCGCACGCCCCCCAUGUUGCCGAGAGCCGGUGGGGUCGCGCUGUCUUCGUUUCUCCGCACUCUUUGGGCCGCCCCUGUCGCCGCCAUGAGCACUGGUACCUUCGUCGUGUCGCAGCCGCUCAAUUACCGCGGCGGGGCCCGUGCGGAGCCGGUGGACGCCUCCGGCACCGAGAAGGCAUUCGAGCCGGCAACCGGCCGUGUGAUAGCUACUUUCACAUGUUCAGGAGAAAAGGAAGUAAAUUUGGCUGUUCAAAAUGCAAAGGCCGCCUUUAAAAUAUGGAGUCAAAAAUCUGGCAUGGAGCGUUGCCGAAUCCUUUUGGAGGCUGCCAGGAUAAUAAGGGAACGGAAGGAUGAAAUUGCCACUGUGGAGACCAUCAACAAUGGCAAGUCCAUCUUUGAGGCUCGCUUGGACAUUGACACUUCCUGGCAGUGCCUAGAGUACUAUGCAGGCUUGGCUGGAUCCAUGGCUGGCGAACAUAUUCAGCUCUCAGGUGGAUCCUUUGGCUAUACCAGAAGAGAACCACUUGGGGUGUGCGUGGGAAUAGGAGCAUGGAACUACCCCUUUCAGAUCGCCUGUUGGAAGUCAGCACCAGCGUUAGCUUGCGGUAACGCCAUGGUCUUUAAACCUUCUCCCUUUACACCUGUUUCUGCAUUGCUACUGGCUGAAAUCUACACUGAGGCUGGUGUGCCCCCUGGGCUCUUCAACGUGGUGCAAGGAGGGGCUGCCACAGGCCAAUUUCUGUGUCACCAUCACGAUGUGGCCAAAGUCUCCUUCACAGGAAGUGUGCCCACUGGCAUGAAGAUCAUGGAGAUGUCAGCGCAAGGAAUCAAACCUGUAACAUUGGAACUCGGAGGCAAAUCUCCACUCAUCAUCUUCUCAGACUGUGACAUGGACAAUGCCGUGAAGGGGGCCCUGAUGGCCAACUUCCUCACGCAAGGCGAGGUUUGCUGUAAUGGCACAAGAGUAUUUGUGCAAAAAGAAAUUCUUGAUAAAUUUACAGAGGAAGUGGUGAAACAGACCCAAAAAAUAAAAAUUGGAGAUCCUCUUCUGGAAGAUACAAGAAUGGGUCCACUCAUCAACCGACCACACCUGGAGCGAGUUCUUGGGUUUGUGAAAAUGGCAAAGGAGCAGGGUGCUAAAGUGUUAUGUGGUGGAGAUAGCUAUGUGCCUGAUGAUCCCAAAUUAAAGGAUGGAUAUUACAUGCGACCUUGUGUAUUAAGUAUGUCCUCCUCUUCUUUGCUUUUAAGUGACUUGAAUUAA